Molecule: messenger RNA, 633 nt
Organism: Diaporthe batatas
Lineage: Eukaryota; Fungi; Ascomycota; Sordariomycetes; Diaporthales; Diaporthaceae
Exons: 1
Coding region: 1-633 (210 amino acids)
Source: RefSeq, a predicted model, not a curated record
AUGUACACGGCGCCUGAGGAGAGCCCGGCCAGCAUCAACAACGGCGAUGACAUCAAAGCCAGCACCGAGGUCGUGUGGGCCAAUCUGGAGGCGACGCGGCUACUCAGAGACUACGACGGGGUGCUCAUCGCGUGCUACAGCAAACACGGUCUGGUUGAGAAAAUCCAGACCCGUCACCCAGGCCUCCCGGUAACAGGCAUCUUCGAGGCCAGUGUGCUCGCAUCGCUGCCUCUCGUCAAGCAUGGCCGCGGCUGGGGAAUCGUCACGACGGGAAAGUUCUGGGAGGCCCACCUGGAAGACGCCAUCAGAUCAAUGUUGGGCGGCGCCGGCAGCUUCCUCGGCGUCCAGUCCACGGGUUUGACCGCCGGCGACUUCCACGGUGACGUGCCCCCCGAGGUGAUACGGGACAAGCUCAAGGCGGCCACCAAGCGCCUUCUGGCUGAGGGACUGCCGGACUGCAUCCUCAUGGGGUGCGGUGGCAUGGCUGGCUUAGAGGAGGUGAUUCGCGCGGCUGUACGGGAAGACCUGGGCGAGGAGGCGGCCAAGGCUGUCUAUGUGGUUGAUGGGGUGAGGGCCGGCGUGGGCGUGGUCGAGCAGAUGGUCCGGAGCAAGAGGAUGUUCCAAUUAUCUUAG